Priapulus caudatus is the source of this 4748-nucleotide messenger RNA. RefSeq names its product STE20-related kinase adapter protein alpha-like. Gene Ontology annotation, molecular function: protein kinase activity; protein serine/threonine kinase activator activity; ATP binding. Lineage: Eukaryota; Metazoa; Priapulida; Priapulimorpha; Priapulimorphida; Priapulidae. The record is from RefSeq and is a predicted model, not a curated record. Gene Ontology annotation, biological process: protein phosphorylation. The transcript is spliced from 13 exons. The coding region runs from base 174 to 1484 and encodes 436 amino acids.
CAGUGACAGGGCACGUGAUCAAUUUUUUAUAAUGCUUUGCAUAUUUAAAAUAAAAUAAUGUGGAGCUGACGUGGCAGACUCGGCUGUAUAUUCAUGUGCACUAUGAAUAUAUAAGUAUAUUGCCUCAAAAGAGAUAGGGAGAGAAUAGGUGCUGCAGAGAAAAGUCGUUUUUCAUGUCAUUAUUGUGCUACCGCUGCUUGCCCUGUUUCAAGACUAGAGUUAGUGUAAGCAGCUCUAAGCUGGACGAGACAGAGUCAUCAAUGGAGUCUUUUGUGAAAUUGCAAAAGGACGCAGGAACUAUAUUGGAAGCUUUUCCAUUGCUGCCAUUAUCCGUCGACAGGAUGAAUCAAUACAGGGCGAACGUCGCUGACUAUGAACUAAAGACUGUCAUAGGUAGAGGGUUCAGUGGUGCUACCACUAUCUCACUCGCAAGGCACCGGCCAUCCAAAUCUUUGGUGGCUGUUAGGAAAACCAACCUGGAGCUUUCUGCAGAAGAUGUUCUACUUGUGCAAAAUGAGAUAACAGUAACUAGGCAGCUGAGUCAUCCCAAUUUAUUGCCAUACUACUGCACUAUAGUCAUCAACAGGGAAGUGUGGACGAUCGCUCCUGUCAUGGCCUAUGGUUCUGUACAGGACCUGAUACAUGCGCACUUUCAUAACGGUCUCCACGAGCUAGCGAUCUCGCUGAUUCUGCGUGAUGUUCUUAAAGGUCUAGAUUACCUACACCAUCUCGGAUAUGUACAUAGAAGUAUUAAAGCUAGUCACAUUUUGAUAUCGCUGAAUGGAAAAGCCUGUUUGACAGGACUACGAUCCUCCAUUAGCAUGAUACGACACGGCGUGCGCUUAAAACGCAUCCACGACUUCCCUAGGUCACAGAUCGAAACCAAUAUGUAUUGGUUGAGUUCGCAAAUAUUAAGUCAGAAUUUGGAAGGCUAUGGACCAAAGUCUGACAUGUACAGUCUUGGAAUUACUGCUUGUGAAAUGGGCAAUGGUUGUGUACCAUUUCAAGACAUGGCUCCUUCCCAGAUGCUUCUAGAGAAGUCUAAUGGCACAAUGCCACGACUGCUCGACUCAACGACAGUUGAUGCAAGCAUGUUACAGGAUAAAGAGCAGGCUGUAGAGGCUGACUCAAUUCCCAAUCUAGCAGAAAAUGAUGCUGGUCCAUCAGGAGCUGAUAAAGGCUCGUUCGACUCGCUGUCUUCUGAUCAGGCUGCUUAUAAAAGGACGUUUUCGUGCAUGUUUCACCAGUUUGUUGAAGCCUGCCUUCAUAGAAACCCAUCAUUAAGGCCAACUGCAGCUCAGUUGUUUCAUCAUGCAUUUAUAAAACAAGUUCGAAAACUACCAGUGGGAUUGCCAGUUCUCUUGUCACCAGUUAAACCUCUCAAGGAUGCAGACCCAUUUCCAAAUGACAUGUCAGGUGAGCCUGAGGUCGAUGCAGUCACAGAGACAAUGGAGAAUUUGGAGAUCGAGACGUGGGAUUUCUAGUCGACAACGCGUCAGAGCCUACUUUGGGAUUCGGAGCAGUGCUCUGAAUCGCAUUCCGACGCCGACUUAACAGUGUUCUGAUGGACGAGCCAACAGACCAACACUUGUGCACAAUGUUGAAGAAGAAAGUGAGAUAGUGACAGAGCGAGUAAGUGGGCCUACCUUUGGUGCUGUCGUAGCUGUCGGUUUUGCUACGACUAUUCGGGUUGCAGUUAGGCCUCUUUUAAAGGGUUUCAAGAUAAGAGCAACAUGGCUGUGAUGUAUUGAUGGAUGGUUGCAAAGGUUGGGCAGGUGCGACUGUAUUAGACUAUCUGCGGGAACAGAGGAGCAGGCUAAACUGCAAAGCGAGAAGAUAAAUGAAAUUAUAUGUAUUUAGGCUAUAUAUCGUCAAUUUUACUCUACUAGACAGUAAAUGUGUUACGUGUCUACCCUCUCUCUAUCACUAAGAGGGCACGUGCACGCGGUUUUUUGAUAAACAUUAACAAAAGAGAAUACAUUUCAUUAAUAUAUGAGAGGAGUAUAAACUACCCUCUCGCGUUGACAUUAGUCAUGUAUGCACAACUGCAUGUAAAACACUGUCACUGUUGGUGUGGUGUGAAAGCAUGAAGCUAGUCUAAUAGACUGAUAUAGUAUGAUAGUGUAGAUAUGGCGGUAAGUGUAGUACACUGAAUGCUAACAUGUCACUAUGCCAUACUUGUUUAUAUUGCUUCUUGUUUACUGGAUCUACUGUAAGCUGUCUGUAUGCUGUGGGUAGUGACUUUUCUAUAGUGAAUUCCCCCAUUGUAAAUGUUUCCUGAUUCACUUCUUCUCACCCUUUUGACUUUCUCCUUUUUCUCCUUUAGUCUACUAAAAGCUACUCUCGUCUACUAAGGAACUUCUAAGGAAGUUCACGUCCCCCCCCCCUUUCCUUAGCUCCUGUUGUUAUCGGAUGAAGCAUGUUGAAUGAUAGAAACAGCUCUCAGUGAAUAUCAAAAUGGCGUAGCAAUCACGAUGUCAAUAUAAAUGGCCCCACGUCACCUUGAACUCUAUUCCGUAACUCUUACGUGGCAGGUUUCUUAAAGUAGUUGAAUGGUUUUAAGAAUAAAAAGUGUAGGGCCAUUAUAGAGUUUUUGUAAUGAAUUUACCUAAUUGUACUUUACCUGUAAAAGGCGUAAUGGAACGUUGGCUUAUUAAUUUUAUUAUCAUAUCUGAGGCAGUUGGGUGCAGGCUGUAGUAUCUCUGUGUAUCUGAAUAGCUCUGACCGUUAGAUGACCCCAGGCAUUCUAAAUCUAGCCUUGCUAAGAGCUCUGCUGCUCUGUGUUGCCCCGAGUUCACGAAUUUCAGAGCACAUCUAUGCCACACUUCAUCCCUAGGUAAGACUAAUUUUGUUUCCGACACAGGGCCCCUGGAUGAUAAAGGCGGAACUAACGAACUUACUUACUGCCUUUUAUUUGCCCUUUCCGGCCUCCAACGAUGAAGGUUACGGGUUUGUGAGAGGCAAAAGCUCAAAUUAGAAUCAAAGAAUUACGAAAGCUGAGCUUUUCUAUUUUGGUCAGAUGACGUACGUAGCUUCGCUGACAAGUAAACGAGCAGGAAACGCUUACUAGUUCAUAGAGCUUGAUAUAAGGAGAUAAAGCAAACCUACAAAGAUAAACGCUAGUGUAAUGUGUGCAGAUAGUAUUAGAUAAAUGGGGCCAACUUACAUUUCGUGCUGAUGUUGGUACGUGGUCGUUUGUAGUGUUUGACCCUCUGCACAGUUGCAAUUUAACUGUGAACUGGCAAUGUCACUCGAGCUUGUAGAUUCAUUUGCAUCCCUGUUACUUGGUUAUUGGUAAACUGGAAAAAUGUUUUCACUGAUUAGUGAAAUUUCUCUGCUAUGUCGGAAUUGAAAAAAGACUGCAGAACAAUUAAUCUAAAACUCAUUAUUGCAAACUUUGGCUUCUCAAUCGUUACACAGAUCGCAACCCUUUCCACUGUACCUUACUUAUACUAACCCCUCUUUCUCUGCUUCUCACUUUUUCUUGUCUUUUUUUACUAAUUUUCUUCAAUAUUUAUAUCCUAACGUUUUUUUUGUAGUCCGUGUCUGGCUGACAUGUAAAUGUGUAAAGAAGUGACCCUACAGGUUGGUUGGACUGAUUUAUUGUUUUUCCUGCGUUAUUUACCAACCUCCUUUUCUUUUUGGCGUAUAACUUUCUUUGGCCGACGGAUGUCACGAAUGUAUAGUCGACUAGUCGUAAUAUUGCUGUAUAUAUAAAACUUCUGCACGUCUAACCAAUGAUGCUGGGUGUCAGGUAAUAGGGUAGAAAAUAUACGUAAAAGAUUAGAUUUAUGGUGGACGGAGAUAUGCUUACGUGAGCGCGUGGUACUGUAUCACACAAUAAUAUUUUCAAAAUAGGUCAAGGAAAAACUUGUGCAGAUGGGAUGCACAGGCGGCCGACUCCGUUUUCGUGUGCUAGCGGCAGCUGUACAUAUAGCAGUUUUUUUUUAUGAUGACCCGCAGCAGAGCCUUAUUUUGCUAGUCGUUAUUCGUUUGAAUUUUUGUAGUAUGCGGAAAAAAAUUGGCGCUAAGACGUUGCAGUACUAAGAAACAGACGUUUCCACUAUGUGGGUGAAUUGAUUUUCCGUUUGAUUUACAUGGACGGUAUCAGAUAGUCUCGCGUGGUCUCACGUUCGAUUAUAUUGAUCAAUUUGAACUACAAUUAAAUUACCACUUACCUGUUUGAAUUAUUAGAUGCUCAAUAUAAUAGUCUGCUUUUAUUGCUAGCGCAAUACUGUUUUACUCGUGUUCCACUAUACCGAGCAAGAUGAAAUCGGGUGUUUGUUUUUAUUCACGCCUGAUGAAAUGCUUAUCAAAGAUUAUAUUAUAUUGCAAGAAAACAAUUAUAUGGCCAUGCAAAAUGCAGGUUUAGGAAUGUCUGCAUGUUACAACCUCUUUGCAGUAUUUAGUGUAGUUUCUGCCUGUCAGGUGUCAUUUGUAAAGUAUGUUUCUAUAGUACUCACCUAAUGAAAUUACUGUACAAAGUUCGCUUAGAAUCGUUAGAUUGCUGGUUCUAUCAUUACUGUUUCAUUACCAAGAUGUUCUAGUUUCUUUAAAAAUAUAGUAAAUUUAAGUCGUAUUGUUUCUAGAAAUACUGUUUCGUUUGUAGAAUGAUUUCCGUGCAUUAUUAUUUUGCCUAGUAUUUGCAUAAGAAAAGCAUCAUACUGCAUGAGUGUGAUUUGCGAUUUAUCGUACAAAACUUAUAUAUAAUGUAAGAGGUGAGCAACACUGAUGAUCAAUCUCGUUGA